This is a messenger RNA of Cyprinus carpio (common carp), 1692 nucleotides long. Its product is annotated as CMP-N-acetylneuraminate-beta-galactosamide-alpha-2,3-sialyltransferase 4-like. The coding region runs from base 386 to 1402 and encodes 338 amino acids. NCBI's taxonomy places the organism in Eukaryota, Metazoa, Chordata, Actinopteri, Cypriniformes, Cyprinidae. Gene Ontology annotation, molecular function: sialyltransferase activity. Gene Ontology annotation, biological process: glycolipid biosynthetic process. The transcript has 11 exons. The record is from RefSeq and is a predicted model, not a curated record.
GGUACACUCUGUGCAGUACAGUGACGUGACCCCACUGAAGAAACCUCCCGAAAACAGCGAGCGAGCGCACGAUACUAAUGUUACUGAGAAACGAACGAAGCGACUGUUUCCGUUCUGGGCGUGUGAAGGAGACUCUGGAAACAGUGAAUUAAUCUAACGGCGCCUCCCAUCUGAGGAGAGAAGACGCCCGCGAGCGCACACUUAAAUAGCGCAACUUUGCUCAUAGGAUGUGAGUGUACCGCGCGCUCGUUCUGGGGGAGAGGGUGGGAAUAUCCGGACAGUCACUUUACGGAUUAUCUUUGUGGUUUAAACUAUAUCUAGAUACGUGCACCCUGGAGAGCAGUAUGGGCAGUUCAGCAAUCAGAGGGCAAAGGCAUGAGUGAAGAUGACCUUAAAAGCAGCCAAAACAUGGUUUUUAAGACUCCUCCCAGUUGUGCUCUUCUUCAUCUGUUACUAUUGCUCCCAGUUCUACUUUGAGAGAUAUGGAGGCAGCAGAAAGUCCCCUCAGCCCACUGUCUCUCUAUGUCACAGCUAUCGCAUGAAGAGAAAGUUAGACAGUCUUAAAUUGAACGUGAGCCGGAAGACUGAGCUCUUUCUAAAGCUGGAGGAUUUCUUCUGGCGGGAACAUCUGUCAGCUGAAGCUCUGCCCUAUGGUAUUAAAGGCAGCGAGCUCCUGCUUCUGAAGGUCUUGGCAGUGACUUCCAGCUACACAAUGCCAGCAAACAUUGAGAGCAGCUUAGAUUGCAGGACGUGUGCAGUCAUUGGAAACGGCUUUUCCAUAAAAAACAGUUCACUGGGGGAGAUUAUUAACAAAUACAACGUGGUGAUCAGGCUGAAUGACGCCCCGGUGAGAGGCUACGAGGGGGAUGUUGGUAACAAGACCACGUUACGUCUGUUUUAUCCCGAAUCUGCCUUCUAUAACCCGGGUGUCCACAAUGACCCAGACACCCUGCAGGUCCUGGUUCCUUUCAAACAGGAGGACCUCCGCUGGCUCAAAGAGAUCCUGUAUGACGAGAAGAGGAUCCGAAAGGGUUUCUGGAAGCCUCCUCCCCAGAUCUGGCUCGGCCGGGCCAGUCAGAUCCGUGUCCUGGACCCAUAUUUCCUUCGCCUAACAGCCAGCAAGCUGCUUCGAAUUCCCCUGAAACCGCGCAAACAACAGAAACCAGUGCAUCCCACCACUGGCAUUCUGGCAGUAUUUGUGGCACUGAACUACUGUGACGUUGUGCACGUGGCUGGAUUCGGAUAUCCAGAGUCCAGGAACCAGAAACAGCCCAUCCACUAUUACGGAAAGGAGACAAUGAGAUCCAUGAAGAAUUCCUACCAUGAUCUCAAUCAAGAGGCUCUCCUGCUUAAGAGACUGGAAGACCAGGGAGCUAUUUUAUAUCUUCAUCCUCAUUCCUGACACCCAGCAUUAACACAUAUGAAUAAAAACACAUAAACGCAUGUAAAUAUGGCACUACAGACAAUAUCUUCACCUUAGGACUGACUUGGACUGAACUGAAAUGUCCAGCUCUCACGCUGCAGAGCUGUUAGCAGUUUCUGCAUUUCUAUUCAAUUCACACAUUUUUGUCUGACUUCAAGUAUUUAUAAUGAAUGAAUAUUUCCUUUUGGGAAUUUUUUUUUUUUUUUUUAAGAAAAUUUCACCACUGGAUAUUUCGUGAACUUCUUAGGUAUUUAAUAAAAUGAAAAUAU